Molecule: messenger RNA, 474 nt
Organism: Penicillium oxalicum
Lineage: Eukaryota; Fungi; Ascomycota; Eurotiomycetes; Eurotiales; Aspergillaceae
Exons: 2
Coding region: 1-474 (157 amino acids)
Source: RefSeq, a predicted model, not a curated record
AUGAGUAAACACUAUCGGUCUUUCAAGUGCCACGAACCUGGUUGUGACACGAUUCGGAGCUUCACCUACUCUGGCGGCCUUUUAGGCCACCAGCGUAACGUCCACAAGAAGAACAACGACUCCAAGAAGCCCUUGAUGUGUUCCUAUGCCGGUUACGACCGCAGCACUGGCAGCGGAUUCACGCGAAAAGAUAACCUUUGGGAGCACUUGCGCCGUCGCCACAGGCACACCAAUGAGGGUCCAACAGCCUCCACCCUUAAGGAUAUGCUAUGGGAGCGCGCCAACUCUGGUCUCAAGCGCAAACAAGAUUCACCCAACGGCAAGCUUCUGGAUUUCGAUAAAAAUGGCCACGAUCUCCGCAACGAAGUCGAGCGACUGCGUCGCGAGAAAGCCAUCCGUCAGCUGUCCAUGCCCGAACACGACCCUCAGUUUACACAGGCAAUGCCCUCCUCCGCUCAGUACCCCGGGUCAUAG